AAUGGUAACUUUUCCUUACAAUAUUCAAAUAGUAACCAAUUAAUGAUAUUAACGUUGACGAAGUACUAAAAGGAUUGUAAGCAGUUGAAGGAGCUAAUGGUUAUGUUAUUUUCAAUUAGGAUUGUAUUACAAAUAUAAUUAUAUUAGGUAUCCCAUUAAAAAGAUCAGAAAAAAACAUCAACUAUGAAAAAGCUGUACAUAUGUCUGCUUUAGUUGCUGAUUUAUGGAAUGUUACUAAAAAAUGUAUCCAAAGAGAUUUAAGAAAUUAAGAUGUAUUCUAAUAAUUAUAAUUUUUAGAAUGAACUUGAAAUAAUUAGAAUCAGAACUAAAGCAUAAUCAGAGUAUAUAAUUUCUUAAUGUAAUAUGAUAUUCAAUAAUUAGAGGGUGAUUUCACUAUGAUUGGAAUUUAAUUAUGUGGCAAAGCAAUAGAAGAAGCUAAAUUAGCAGCUGCUGCUGAAGCAUAAGCUGCAGUUGAAGCAGAAAAAGCUAAAAAAGGAGAUAAAGAAUAAGGUUGA
Molecule: messenger RNA, 515 nt
Organism: Paramecium sonneborni
Lineage: Eukaryota; Ciliophora; Oligohymenophorea; Peniculida; Parameciidae
Source: the annotation of a GenBank genome assembly